AUGGCUAACAAUUCUAUUAAAUUAUUAGCCCCAGAUGUGCACAGAGGGUUGGCCGAACUGGUCUCCAAACGGUUGGGUGUGCCACUGACCGACUGUAAAAUAAUAAGAGACCCCACUGGGGAAGUUUCCUUUUCUAUUGGGGAGUCUGUCAGAGAUCAAGAUAUCUUCAUUAUCACCCAGAUUGGCUCUGGCGUGGUAAACGAUCGUGUUUUGGAGUUGCUGAUUAUGAUCAAUGCUUCCAAAACCGCAUCAGCAAGGAGAAUCACAGCUAUCAUUCCAAACUUCCCUUACGCUAGACAGGACAGAAAGGACAAAUCCCGUGCUCCUAUCACUGCUAAACUGAUGGCUGACAUGCUAACUACAGCUGGGUGCGAUCAUGUCAUUACCAUGGACCUGCACGCUUCUCAAAUCCAAGGGUUCUUUGACGUUCCUGUUGACAACUUGUAUGCCGAACCAAGUGUGGUUCGUUAUAUCAAGGAAAAUGUGAAGUACGAUGAGGCUAUCAUCAUUUCUCCCGAUGCCGGUGGGGCUAAGCGUGCUGCUGGCCUGGCUGAUCGUUUGGAUCUAAAUUUUGCUUUAAUCCACAAGGAGCGUGCUAGAGCCAACGAGGUUUCUCGUAUGGUGCUUGUUGGUGAUGUGACCGGAAAAAUCUGUAUUAUUGUGGAUGAUAUGGCUGAUACAUGUGGUACAUUGGCCAAAGCCGCCGAAAUAUUAUUGGAAAACCGCGCCCAGUCGGUUAUUGCCAUAGUGACUCAUGGUGUCCUAUCUGGUAAUGCCAUCAACAACAUCAACAACUCUAAGUUGGACAGAGUGGUCUGUACAAAUACCGUGCCCUUCGAAGAUAAGAUGAAGUUGUGUCCAAAAUUAGACGUCAUCGAUAUAUCUGGUGUCUUGGCAGAGAGUAUCCGCCGUUUACACAACGGUGAGAGUAUCUCCUACCUUUUCAAGCAUUAUCCACUCUAG
Messenger RNA from Huiozyma naganishii CBS 8797, 963 nucleotides. RefSeq names its product ribose-phosphate diphosphokinase. The record is from RefSeq and is a predicted model, not a curated record. The transcript has a single exon. Gene Ontology annotation, molecular function: magnesium ion binding; ribose phosphate diphosphokinase activity. The coding region runs from base 1 to 963 and encodes 320 amino acids. Lineage: Eukaryota; Fungi; Ascomycota; Saccharomycetes; Saccharomycetales; Saccharomycetaceae. Gene Ontology annotation, cellular component: cytoplasm; ribose phosphate diphosphokinase complex. Gene Ontology annotation, biological process: regulation of cell size; purine nucleotide biosynthetic process; ribonucleoside monophosphate biosynthetic process.